AUGUUUAAUCAAGAAACUCUAUAUAUGAUAAACGAGAAUUGCGAUAUUUAUAGUUUAGGAGUAUUAUUCUGGGAAUUAACAAGUCGUUCAUCACCUUUUAAUUAUGAAAAAGAGGAUCGCAUUUCUCUUAUGUUUAGCAUUCUUAACGGGUUAAGAGAAAUACCUAUACCAAACACGAAUGUUAAAUUUAUUGAGCUUUAUAGAAAAUGUUGGGAACACGAACCAGAUAAACGGCUAGAUAUUCGCCAAGUAAAUUCAGGUGCUGAACAAGACCAGAACUUAAUUGAUUCUGUAGAUAAUAAUGUAUCUUCCGUUUUUUAUUCUAAUGAAAGAGAUAUAAACGAAAAAAUAGAAAGUGAAGAUUCUGACUUGUCGAACUGCGAAAAAGGAUGCGACAUAAACAAGUAUGAAUUAACUAGAACGUAA
Messenger RNA from Rhizophagus irregularis DAOM 181602=DAOM 197198, 426 nucleotides. RefSeq lists its product as uncharacterized. The record is from RefSeq and is a predicted model, not a curated record. Gene Ontology annotation, biological process: signal transduction; protein phosphorylation. NCBI's taxonomy places the organism in Eukaryota, Fungi, Glomeromycota, Glomeromycetes, Glomerales, Glomeraceae. Gene Ontology annotation, molecular function: magnesium ion binding; MAP kinase kinase kinase activity; ATP binding.